UUUGUGUAUAUGCUUUCAUUUUCUCCUUAACACAAACAAGAUUUUGUGCAAGUUUUGAAAGAAGAAGAAGAAAAAAGUUAAGACAAUGGAGGGCUUAAUUCCUUAUCUUUUCCAUGCAAUGAAGAAGCAAAAGCCACGCCACAACUAUAGAAGCCAAUCCGUAGGUUCAAGCAGGAGCUACCAUCUCUUGAUCACCAAUGACGAGUCAUCGCACCGACGAACACGAUCGGAUUUUCAGCCACCAGCGUUGGAGUUCUCGGAUCAACGAUCGACACACGAGUUAAUGCAUUCCCGGAGCGUUAGCAAGGGUGCCUUUGGAUCAUCUACUAGACCAAGUUAUGGAUUUGAAUCUGGCUUCUCUUCUUAUCCUGGUCAAGUUACAAAUAAGCCUACUUAUUAUGGUAAUCCUCCUCCUCGUUGAAAGAAAUAACAAAGUGUGUGGAGGAUUAUUAUUUGAAUCUUCAAGUGACAUACCAAUUUAUUGAUUUGUAAAAUGUUCUUAUUAUUUUUUCAUCUUUUAAUUUGUUUGAUUGUAUCGUUGGGCGGUGAAGAAUCAAUGUGUAAAGUGGUGGAUCUCCAUGAAAUAUAUGGUGUGAACAGCCAUCUUUUAUGAC
This is a messenger RNA of Benincasa hispida (wax gourd), 614 nucleotides long. Its product is annotated as beta-1,4-xylosidase. NCBI's taxonomy places the organism in Eukaryota, Viridiplantae, Streptophyta, Magnoliopsida, Cucurbitales, Cucurbitaceae. The record is from RefSeq and is a predicted model, not a curated record.